This is a messenger RNA of Xenopus laevis (African clawed frog), 1831 nucleotides long. RefSeq names its product hairy and enhancer of split 6, gene 1 L homeolog (gene hes6.L). The transcript has 4 exons. Gene Ontology annotation, cellular component: nucleus. The coding region runs from base 96 to 731 and encodes 211 amino acids. The record is from RefSeq and is a predicted model, not a curated record. NCBI's taxonomy places the organism in Eukaryota, Metazoa, Chordata, Amphibia, Anura, Pipidae. Gene Ontology annotation, biological process: negative regulation of transcription by RNA polymerase II; DNA-templated transcription; regulation of DNA-templated transcription. Gene Ontology annotation, molecular function: DNA binding; protein dimerization activity.
CCAUUCACAUGGAAAUGAGGCGCAAUAUAUGGAGGCUGCGGGCAACCGCAAUGUGACGUCACAAAGAGAUCCGUAGAACGUCCUGUAACAAUCACAUGGAGCGCAGGCAGAGGCAGGCGAGAGAUAUAUCUGCUCCGUACCGAUCCGUGUGUCCUUAUUCAUCUACCAUGGAGCGAGGGGACAGGCAGACAAGGAAACCUCUGGUUGAGAAGAGGAGAAGAGCUAGAAUAAAUGAGAGCCUACAGGAACUGCGUGGGAUCCUAUCUGACAAUGAGUUUCAGACAAAAAUAGAAAAUGCAGAGGUUCUAGAUCUGACUGUGAAACGCGUUGAGCGGAUCCUUCGGAACAGAACUGCUGAGGCUGAUCGGUUACAACGCGAGGCCAGUGAGCGUUUCGCAGCAGGCUACAUCCAGUGUAUGCAUGAAGUUCACACCUUUGUAUCCAGUUGCCCUGGCAUCGAUGCCAGUCUGGCUGCUGAGCUUCUGAACCACUUGCUGGAGUCUAUGCCCCUGAGUGAGGGCAGCUUGCAAGACCUUGUGAUGGAUGUACUUCUGGAUUCCCCCAGCUCUGAAGAGGGAUGUGGCUUGGGAGUGCUGGGAUCCUCCUCUGAGGACAGCUGCUCGGAUAUGGAGGAAUCCGAGGGUGAAAAGGCUGGAAUAGAUUCCGUUCAGGACAAUGGCCGGACCCCUGAGAUUCAGCCCCCGGCUUCUACUAUGUGGAGACCAUGGUGACCAAAUGAAGGAUAAAGAGCAUGGGGAGCCAUGUUCAUAUACUAGCGUUAAUGUACAUUCACUAUGGAAGAGCUACCACCUGUCGUUUCUUUAUUUUUGGAUGCCUAUAAUAGGUACUCGACCUAUUUUAACACUUAAAGCAAAGGACUUAGUACCGUUUUAUAGGAAGACCCAUGAAAAUUCUUCCGCUGCCACUACCUUCUGGAUGUUUUUCACUGUGACUGUUGGCUGAUGUUGGAGCAUCCCUCUGGAGAUACUUUCCAUUACAUUGUUCUAGUGUAUAUGAAGAUUCCAUGUUUAUACUGUGCAGCACGGACAUCAUCGUUGUAAUGCUAUCCAUUGUAUUAAGCAGCAAGAAUGGAGGUGCCUUCUAUUUACAAGCUGGGUAUUCAGUUUAGGUUGGGGUACAUUGGCCCACUGCCUACUCCAAGAACCACUUCUCCAUAGUGGCUGCUUCAUGGUCUGUGAAGGGAGACGAGAUGGGAUUGGCCCAGCAAUCCUGGCUUUCAGCCAUCUAAAGAUUGUUGGGAUACAACUCUCGCUAACUAGAAUGACAAGUUACACUUCAGUAACAGUUUGAGGGCCAUGUAUCUCUCCCCCAUUUUCAUAUAGUUAGUAGUCCCGGGCUGUAUAUGCAUAGUGUUAGUGCAUUGAGAUUUCAUCCCUAGCAGGGAUUUCUAGUCUUUGGGUAACUUGAGGUUCUACCUUCAGUGAAGGAGACUGUAGAUAUUUGUUCGGAUACCGAUUUGAAGGGUGCUAUAAGAAACAAACGUCUUUGACUUUGCAGGUAUUUGUAUAUAUUAGGAAGGUAACGUGUUUUUUUUUUUUUUUUUAAAUUUCCUUUUCCCCAUUCCUGUAUAUAUAGCUUCUUAUAGAUGAACGUGUAAUACAGUUGGGAUCGGGUGCUCAUUUGUGAGAGAUGUACCUGUAUCUUAUAAAUAUAUUGUCUUUUGCUUCCUGACAAGCACUUACUGUUUGGUCUUUAAAUUUCUCGUCUUACUCUUUUUUUAAGUAAAAAAAAAAUGCUGAAUGUACUAGUGUGUUCCUACAGAUAAGAGACUGCAUCAAUCGCUGAAUAAAUUAAUGAUCUUCAAACUUCA